Molecule: messenger RNA, 1938 nt
Organism: Penicillium griseofulvum
Lineage: Eukaryota; Fungi; Ascomycota; Eurotiomycetes; Eurotiales; Aspergillaceae
Product: Alkaline phosphatase-like, alpha/beta/alpha
Exons: 3
Coding region: 1-1938 (645 amino acids)
Source: RefSeq, a predicted model, not a curated record
AUGACGGGAGCUCUGCCCUUCACCAUGCUCGGAGAACACUCUCGGGCCCGUCGCAUGACCAUCGAAACAUUCCCGCUACCUGAAUUGCUGGCGGAGGAAUAUCGGGAGCCUGCCAAUGGUCACUACAAGGGGUGGGCACCGACAUUGGACGACUCGGGUAACACUGCCUAUGGAAAUAAUAAGCCAGCCUGGGCGCACGGCCCUCUUCCUGCUGCGUUUGAGAGGUGGAUUGUAAAUCCCAAUGCAAACACGACUGGAAUUAGUUUGCAGGCGUCUGACUCGACCGUUCGAAGCGUGUCCAAGAGAAGCGAAAAUGAAUCCGAUUCUAAAAACCAGAACAAAACAAUAGAACCACGACACUACUUCUAUAACCCCGUUCAAGAUCCUAUGAGGAUAAGCAACCUUGACCUCGAACCACUCGGUCCUCUGCAGGAGGCUCUGAAGGACCAUGCCAUCCCGAUCAACCACAUAGUCUUUGUGUUCUUGGAGAGCGGCAGAAAGGACCUGUUCCCCCUCAAAAAUGACUCUCGCUUGUACAACCAAAUCCGUGAUUCAUAUGAAUUAUACCGAGAAGAAGAUGAAGCUGACCUACACGACAAACUGUCUCAGCUUACCCCAGUGGCAGAGAUGCUUACGGGGGAGCAAUCCGGCUUCGGCUCUUUUCUUAACUCAACGGAUACCGGACUAGGAGGUCUCAGCUUCGACGGGAUAUUGUCAGGGAGUAGUCUCUCUGCUAAAUCGCGUCUUGUCAACUACUGUGGUCUCGGACCGCUCCCGGUGGAUUUUAUGCAUGAAAAUGAUAUCAUUCCAUACCAGCCAUGUUUGAUGCACAUCAUGGAUCUUUUCAACCAGCGUAAGAAUUCCUCUCGCUCUAGGAAUUCCACCGACAGUCACCUCGAACGGGAAUGGCAAACCAUCUAUGCGCAGUCUGUCACUGGGGAAUUCCAGGCUCAAACCAAGCUUAUGGAUCUACUCGGUUUCAACCAGACAUUGUACUCGGAAGACAUUGAUGUGGAGGAGGCGAAAUACUUCCAUGACGACAUGGAAAAGAUCAACUAUUUUGGUUAUCCCGAAACCGAGGCCCGCCCCUACAUCAAAGAUAUGAUCAACGAAACACUUCGUCAGAACAAAAGACUCUUCCUUUCACAUUUCACCAGCACAACUCACCACCCUUGGGGUACACCUGAAGACUGGGAACGAGAAGAAUAUUUCGGGGAUCUCCACAAAUCACAACACGAGCACAUGGAUGCCUUCCUCAAUGCAAAUGGCUUCGUCGACGCAUGGCUUGGCGACUUAAUGAAGAUGAUUGAGGAGGCCGGUAUUGCCAACGAGACCUUAACGGUCUUCGUGGGAGACCACGGCCAAGCAUUUGGGGAAGACUGCCCCGUCACAGGAACCUACCACAACCCACACAUCAGUAACUUCCGCGUACCCUUAGUAUUCCACCAUCCCUUAUUACCCCGGAUGCAUCUUAAUGUCAACGGCAGCGCCGUAUCCAUUCUCCCCACAAUUCUCGAUCUCCUGGUGAACACCAACUCCCUCAACGCAGAUGACACAGAAAUCGCCCUGGAUCUGAUGAACGAGUACGAGGGCCAAUCACUCAUCCGGCCAUAUCGCACCUCGCAAAAUGGCCGCGAAGCCUGGAACAUGGGCGUUAUCAAUGCCGGUGGCUCCAUGCUGAGUGUUGGCUCCGCAGCUGUGCCAUGGCGCCUCAACCUGCCACUGAACAAUGACUUUGAGUACCGGUUCACGGACUUGAAUAAAGACCCGUACGAGCUUGAGCCUAUUACGGGCUGGACUAUGGGGUCGCUUGCUGCGGAGGUUCAUUCCAAGCAUGGGCCAGAGGCCUUUGAUUGGGCUCAGAAGGCUGAGAAGGUUGGCCUUUGGUGGGUUGCGGAGCGGAAAAAGCUUUGGAAUUAUCGCGAUCCUGAUGAGUGA